Molecule: messenger RNA, 3415 nt
Organism: Drosophila navojoa
Lineage: Eukaryota; Metazoa; Arthropoda; Insecta; Diptera; Drosophilidae
Gene: sqa
Product: spaghetti-squash activator
Biological process (GO): positive regulation of apoptotic process; intracellular signal transduction; protein phosphorylation
Cellular component (GO): nucleus
Molecular function (GO): ATP binding; protein serine/threonine kinase activity
Source: RefSeq, a predicted model, not a curated record
CGACAAGUCGUGCCGGCCCCUUCGCAUUGCCUGCCCCUGCUGACGGCCCAGCUGCCAGCUAUCAGGCAAAACACAUUUAUAAUUGAGCGCCCAAGAGCGCAACACACAUAGGCAAUAACCAAAAGCAAAAAGCCAAAAGCAAACGAAAAGCAACAAAGGAACAGAAAAUUAUUGGCAACGCGAAGCCCCAAAUCAAAUAAUGUGGCGCAGGCCAAAAACAGUUUGAUGCUAAACGCUCGCUCGCGAUGACGAUGACACAAUAGCACGCAAUCAAAAGGCAGCCUCAACCCCAGCCACAACCCGCACCAGUUCAAUGAAAUAACCCAGAAAGUUAGCUACAAUUAUUUUUCUAAUAUUACGCAUACGCAACGUGUAUUGAUCAACAAGUUAGGCAGAAAUAUAAAGUAGCCCAAAUAAUCCUGUGUCAUUUCGCCUAAGUGUGAAGCAGAACCACAAAUAAAAGAGAGCGACAAAUAACAACACAAAUAUAUCAAAAUAAACCACACAACAACAAAAUCUCUCGCUGUGAAGUGAAGUUCUGUCAAAAGAAAAAAUCAUUUAUUUUUGCCACAACGCAAAAACGAAAUGUUUUGUGUUAUAAAAAGAAAUUCGUACGAAAUAUUAUAGAUACCAGCAAAAAGCUUCGAAGUGUGUGCAAACAAAAAACGCUCAUAAAUAUAUUGAAAAUAUAUAUUGAAUAUAUCUAUACCUAUACCCAUAUUCGUAUACAUUUAUUGUAAAGUACAAGCCGCCAAAACGGGCACUCGUCUACGUGAACCCAGCGCCAAGGGACGCAGCCAGAGAAAAAUGAUCUACAUAGAUGACUCAGAGCCGGAAGGCGUUCCGGAGCCCGCUUUUCCAAUGCGCGAUGUGACCAUAAACCGCAAUGUGGACGCCCAUAAAUUGUACGACGUGCUCAGCGAGGUGGGACGUGGUAAAUUCGGCACAGUGUACAAGUGCAGAGAGAAGGCUACCGGCCUCCAAUUGGCAGCCAAAUUCGUGCCCAUACCGAAGCGCGAGGACAAGCGGAACGUGGAGCGGGAAGUGGAGAUUAUGAAUUCAUUGCAACAUCAUCUCAUUAUACAAUUGUAUGCUGCAUACGAAUAUCAGAAAAUGAUGUGCGUCGUCCUGGAACUCAUUGAAGGCGGCGAGCUCUUUGAUCGUGUUGUGGACGACGAGUUUGUUCUCACAGAGCGCGUGUGUCGUGUCUUUAUACGUCAGGUGUGCGAGGCUAUGGCGUUUAUACAUGGCAAUGGUAUCAUCCACUUGGACUUGAAGCCCGAGAAUAUCUUGGUACUGUCACAAAAGGGAAAUCGCAUUAAGAUCAUUGAUUUUGGACUGGCGCGUAAAUUCGAUCCCGAUAAGCGCCUACGAGUUCUCUUUGGCACACCUGAGUUCGUGGCGCCCGAAGUUGUAAACUUUGACUGCAUCUCCUAUGGCACUGAUAUGUGGAGCGUGGGCGUCAUUUGCUAUGUGCUCAUAUCUGGUCUGUCGCCUUUCAUGGGCGAAAACGACAUUGAAACAAUGUCAAAUGUAACCAUUGCAAAAUACGAUUUUGAGGAUGAAUGCUUUAAUGGCAUAUCCCCGGAGUGCCUGGAUUUCAUAUCGAAGCUCCUAGUCAAGGACUUGAGCACCCGCAUGACAGCCGCCGAUUGUGUGAAACACAAAUGGCUGCAGCAGCAUCCCCCCGCCACGCCCCUCAAGAGAACAGCAUCCUCAGCAGCUAGAACAGUAGCAGGAGCAUCAGCAGGAGCUGAAACAACCGUUAGCAAGAGCAACUCAGUGAGCAGCAAGACGCGACUGAAGUCAGAGUCACCCAUAACGUUAGCGUCUGAGUCUUCUGAGGAUUCAACGGAAACAAUCGAGGAUGCGGAUGUUGAUGGAGAUGAGGAUGAGGAUGAGGGUGAGGCGACGGAACAGGACGAGGACAGCGAGGAGCUGGCGCAGCAUUGCAAAACACAUGAGCUAGAGAACAAAGAGCUGGAUGCCACGAAGGAUAAUUUAAAGAAUUUCAUAGUGCGCUGGGAGACGCAUCCGAACAGUCCGUACGUCUUUGACGUCGAGGGCAACGUGAUAGCGCCUCUAAAUGAGAGCAGCUACACGCAUCCCCACCGGCCCCAUGCUCCGGACAGCAUCUCCUCGUCGCGAGUUUGCUCGCCCUCGCCAUGUGAGUCCAUAGCGACGCUGACGGACGAUGAACAGGAAGCUGCAGUGGGCGUCGAGGAGAAUGAGCCCAGCGCUGACAGUUCCCAUUCGGUUGCAACCACGCCCAUUAAUGAAUCCCGCGAGAAGCUCUUCCCAGCAGUGGGAGCAGCGGGCACUUCUGGCUGUGCCACGCCCACGCCGCAGCAUCUGUUCAACGAGAACUUCGACGAGUUCUCCGGCAGCGAAAGCAGCGCACAGCAGCGGCGCAGCAUGAAGAGCUAUUUGCACACAUUCGACAGGCGAAACUCGGACACAACGUACUUGCUGGGCAGGCGCAGUUCCGGAGAGCGCGUCAAUCUGGCAGACGAAAUACGCAAGCUUUCCGAUCACCUGCUCAUGCUGGCCGAGAUCAACACCAAGUUGGGCGACAGCAACAACAACUCGAGCACCACUGAGAGCAGCAUCACUCAGGAAGCCAACAAGGUGAAGAGCAGCGCGCGCAGCACCCACGUGAGCUCACACGGGCAGCUGCACAGUGCCAGCUCCAUCUCCAGCUCCAGCAGCCAGACUCAAGUGCGAUCUGCUGAUGGCCAGCAGAAGAGGAGCUCGUUGUCCGCGCGACUGCAGCAGUCCAUAGAGGAGACGCCGAAGCUGAGCAAUGGCAAUGGUGGCAGUAGCUGGUCCCAGUCGCAGCUGCGCAGCCAGUCUACAGUGAGCACCAUGAGCACGGCCAAUGCUAAGAGCCAUAUGCAGAAGAGUACUACCAGCACCAGCACCAGCAGCUCCAAAUUCUGUUCCAGCGUCAGCACCAGCAACAGCAACAGCAACAGCUCCAGUGCCAGCUCAAGCAAUCAUGUCUUCACGGAGUCGGCAAGCAGUCGACGAGCCAAGUUUCGCAUCAACCAAAUGAGUCGCGACGUGCCCAUCGGAUUGCCGGAUACGCAUCAGACGGUGAAUCUGGAGGAGGCAGCCAACACGACGAAGGAUUGCUUGCUGCAUUUGCUGGAGAAGUACAAUGAAACGAAGAUACGCAACCCCGUGGGCAGGCAUCAGAGCAUCAGCGUCGACUGGCAUAUUAGCGACAAUCUCGAGUACCGGUCGAUGAGCUCCAUCAAUGCUUUUUUCCAGCGACACAGCCACAGCAGCGGCGGACAGAACGUGAAGCACAUACAGGCCCAGCUGGAGGAGAAGGCGACGGGGAAGUAGUGGACAGACGGUACCAUCUGAAUACUGUAUAUAAUCCUAUAUAUAAUUCAUGUACUAUAAACUC